Messenger RNA from Beta vulgaris subsp. vulgaris (sugar beet), 1408 nucleotides. RefSeq names its product protein DCL, chloroplastic. The coding region runs from base 298 to 987 and encodes 229 amino acids. The record is from RefSeq and is a predicted model, not a curated record. NCBI's taxonomy places the organism in Eukaryota, Viridiplantae, Streptophyta, Magnoliopsida, Caryophyllales, Amaranthaceae. The transcript has 3 exons. Gene Ontology annotation, biological process: chloroplast organization; chloroplast rRNA processing. Gene Ontology annotation, cellular component: chloroplast.
AGACGUGGGCAGAAUAACACAUGGACCCCUUUUUGUAGAUAUUUGGCAAAAUCCGAAAGCAAAGAGGGUAAGAGCAAUCUAUCUGUAUAAAAAUUCCGAUGAGACCUUAUUAUCUUGUGCAGAUUUAGGAAUUGACAGGGCCACCGUGAGCGUUAGCUUUUCUCUUGAGUCUGGCCACACACACGUCCCCGUGAGACAGAGAGAUGAGCUGAAGCAGGCAGGCGCAUCACCAUUCACCAGCCAACGACAAGAGUUUUUGCUUUUGCUUCCCCCACAACAAAAGCACGAAGCAAAGAAAUGUCAUUAAUUAGUAGUAUACACACCACUAACACUCUGCCGCCACCAACUGCGACAACAACUGCAACUAGGGGUACUUCAUCUUCAUCACCUUCAAUCUUAUCUCUUCCUUUGUCUUCGGCCUAUGUUCACCAAAAGCAAAAACAGUUUCGUUGUUGCUGCGCCAUUAAAACUGGGAGUCAUGAAUCCUUUGGCCCAGAUUUGUUGAGAAAACCGGUUGUAUCUCCACCAUCACCCGAAAAUUCUGAUGAAGAUGACUCAGAUACCAUAAACCCAGAAACUAAUUAUCAAAAGGUAAGUGAAGGAGAAGGAGAGAGAUGGGUUGAUUGGGAAGACCAGAUUUUGGAGGACACUGUGCCUCUUGUUGGCUUUGUUAGAAUGAUUCUUCAUUCCGGAAAAUACCAAAGUGGGGUUCGAUUGUCUGAUGAGCAUGAGAGAACUAUACUCGAUAGAUUGCUUCCUUUUCACCCUGAAUGCGACAACAAAAUCGGAUGUGGAGUGGAUUACAUCACUAUCGGAUAUCAUCCUCAGUUUCAAGAUUCUCGAUGCCUGUUCAUAGUUCGCAAGGAUGGUGAGCUGGUUGACUUUUCUUAUUGGAAGUGCAUUAAGGGGUUCAUCAGGCAAAAUUACCCGCUCUAUGCAGAUAGCUUUAUUCUCAAGCAUUUUCGACGCCGUAGACGGUAUGAGUGAAGCUGGUAUCAAAACUUGGCAUGGUGCUCUCUAUAUGAUUUUGUUACCUUUUGUGGUAUUGUUUAUAGUUUUUCUAUUGAUAAGAUUUGAAAUUUCAGGCUAGUAAGUGUGUAAUACAUAAUGUAAAAUUUGAACGAAUUUAGAAAUGUGGGAUUGUUGAGCAAUAGGUAACUGUUGAAAGAUGUAUUGCACAUUUUGUUCCAGGCCCCAAGCAGAGUACGCGUAGUCGGCUAGUCGCAUACCCAGUUAACGUAUUUUUGAUUUGAGCUUUCUUGAAUAGCUUAUCGUUCAUAAACUCCAUUUGUACUCCUCAGAACUCAGGAGCAUAUGUAUUGUGUACUAGACUGUUGAGGACUCAGGAGCAUAUGUAUUGUGUACUAAACUGUUCAGGACUCAUGAAAUACCUUUGUUAUUAGUGUGA